Messenger RNA from Saccharomyces eubayanus, 1293 nucleotides. RefSeq names its product telomere maintenance protein PBP2 (gene PBP2). The transcript has a single exon. The record is from RefSeq and is a predicted model, not a curated record. Gene Ontology annotation, biological process: regulation of gene expression; regulation of RNA metabolic process. Gene Ontology annotation, molecular function: mRNA binding. Bases 1 to 1293 code for a protein of 430 amino acids. NCBI's taxonomy places the organism in Eukaryota, Fungi, Ascomycota, Saccharomycetes, Saccharomycetales, Saccharomycetaceae. Gene Ontology annotation, cellular component: nucleus; cytoplasm.
AUGUCCACAGAGACUACAAAACCGCCUCUCACUACUACUACUUCUUCUACUGCUGCUGCUGCAGCAGCAGCAGCAGCAGUGGGUGCCGCCGUGCUGAACUCCCCCAACGUUCUUAAAAGAAAGAAGGGCGAAGACACCAACGAGGAGCAACUCGAGGCAGAGAUCAAACGGGUGGCCCUCGACGAUGCGGAGGACCACUCAGACGCCGAUAACGUCCCCUUCCACGUGCAUUUGCGGAUGCUCUGCCUCGUGAAACACGCCUCGCUGAUAGUGGGCCACAAAGGUGCCACGAUCUCCAAGAUAAAAACAGAAACCUCCGCCAGAAUAAACGUCUCGAACAAUAUCAGGGGCGUCCCAGAAAGAAUCGUCUACGUAAGAGGUACCUGCGAUGACGUGGCCAAGGCCUACGGCAUGAUAGUGAGGGCGCUGCUUGAAGAGCAGGAGCGCGAAGACGGAGACAGAGACGGAGACGAGGAUGAGGACGAGGACGUCGAGGUCUCCGUCAACCUGUUGAUACCUCACCAUCUGAUGGGCUGCAUCAUCGGGAAGCGUGGGUCCCGCCUAAGGGAAAUCGAGGACUUGAGCGCUGCCAAGCUGUUCGCGUCCCCGAACCAGCUGCUGCUGUCCAACGACCGGAUCCUGACCAUCAACGGUGUGCCCGAUGCCAUCCAUAUCGCCACCUUCUACGUGGGGCAAACACUGUUGAACUUCCAGAUGGAGUCUCCACAAAAGAAACUGAAACGAUCCAUUUUCUACCAGCCCACCCAGUUCAACUCUGUGUUGGUAGACCAUAGCCACCCGAAUGCCGUUCUCCACCAGAGGAAUCACCAGUACCACCCAAACGAUAAACCGCUUUCCAGCAGACCGAACAGAAGGAUCUCCGUAUCGUCAACCCUGCUGAGCACGGGCCCUCCACAGUAUACCACUGCCAGCGCAGCAAACGCCACGGCAUUCCAACCGAACUUCGUCAUCCCUAACGUAAGGAUCCUGGACGGCCCCGUCAUCAACCCAGGCCCGAACAAUCAUCUGUCAAUGAGCCUUGUACAGCAAGAAAUCUUCAUAGACGAGUCUUUCGUCGGGAACGUCAUCGGCAAAGACGGCAAGCACAUAAACUCGGUCAAGGAGUCCACGGGCUGCUCGAUCAUCAUACAGGACCCGGUGGAAGGCUCCCCCGAGAGAAGACUGUCCAUAAGGGGUACCUUCAUGGCUUCCCAAGCUGCUAUUAUGCUAAUCAGCAACAAGAUUGAAAUUGAUAGAUUAAACGCUGAACGCAAAAGAAGAACGCCCCUCUAA